AUGAGCAAUGAAUCUGGAAAUUCGUCUGGAACCUCUGUAUCUCGAGUAAGAGGUAGGGUCGUUGGUGUGCCCAAGAGAUGCUGGUGUGGAGAAUUGGUUGUGUCGUUGAUGUCCAAGUCCGCCGCGAAUCCGUACCGGAGAUACUAUCGGUGUGCUUUUGCGGUUGAGAGAAAGCUGAGUAAUGAUAAUCACACGUAUAAGUGGGUUGAUGAGGCAUUGGUGGAUGAGAUUGAAGCAUUGACAUGUAGGAUAAGCAGACUAGAACAUACCAUUCUUGCUGAGAGUGUGGAAGAAAAGAAGAAGAAGCUUGCAGAGCUUGAAAUGAAGUUAGAGGUUGAGGUUUUUGCAAGG
This is a messenger RNA of Brassica oleracea var. oleracea, 351 nucleotides long. RefSeq lists its product as uncharacterized. The annotation marks the transcript as partial. The transcript is spliced from 2 exons. Gene Ontology annotation, molecular function: zinc ion binding. Lineage: Eukaryota; Viridiplantae; Streptophyta; Magnoliopsida; Brassicales; Brassicaceae. The record is from RefSeq and is a predicted model, not a curated record.